AUGUCACCCAGCGGCGAGAAGAGGAAGCUCAAGACGUUCUACAACAGACAGAACGAGCUGAUAAACCAAUUUCUCGGUGCCGAUGAUGAAGAGCAUCUGAAAGCUGAAGAAGAUGCUCGAGUUGCUCCGAAGAUCAAGUUCGCUGUCAAUGCAUCAUUCACGGUGAACUUCUGCCUCUUCGUGAUUCAGCUCUAUGCGGCCGUCUCCACUGAGUCACUCUGUUUGCAACUGCCGCAGACGCCUUUGUCCAUGGAUCUUGUGUCAUCAUUCGCAGUGCUGAUAACGUCGCGUAUGGCUGCCAGAGCCAGCUUGUACAAGUAUCCGAUAGGCCGCACAAGGAUUGAGACGAUCGGCGUCAUCUUAUUCUAUGCGUUAAUGACCACGGUUGCCAUCCAGCUUCUGGUCGAGUCGGGACGGUCGCUUGGCGAGGGGCCUAUAGAGUCCGAGUCGCUUCAUAUCGUCUCCAUCGUUUUCGUUGAUGUAGCCAUCGCGGCCAAAGGCAGUCUCAUGCUCUAUUGUCUUACAUACCGCAAAUAUCCUUCGGUCCAUGUGUGCUUUAUCGACCAUCGCAACGACAUUAUUGUCAAUGGCUUUGGUCGCAUCAUGUCAGUCGUUGGCUCGCGAUUUGUGUGGGACCUGGACGCUAUUGGCGCCAUCUGCAUCGCCCUUCUUAUCCUCCUUUCGGGGUGUCCAGUGCCUUCAAACAAGUGUGGCUGGCUCCUGGUCGGGAAGUCUGCGCCAAGGAAGUUCGUCUCUAAACUCAUUUACAUGACCAUGACACAUGAUAAGAUUCUAAAAUGCCGCGCAUACCACGCUGGGCAGAAGUACUACGUCGAAGUCGAUAUCGUUACGAAUCAGGACCUCCCCUUGAAGAUCCCGCAUGAUAGAGCAUUUGUCCACAUCGACUAUGACGACGACCACGAUAUCCACGAGGAGCACAAGCCACUCUACGAGCUUCGAGAAAAGAAGCACCAACGAAGCUUGAGGGAGAUGCUGCUUGGAGGCAAAAAGAACGACCUAAAUGAGUGA
This is a messenger RNA of Pseudomassariella vexata, 1029 nucleotides long. RefSeq lists its product as uncharacterized. Gene Ontology annotation, molecular function: monoatomic cation transmembrane transporter activity. Gene Ontology annotation, cellular component: membrane. The record is from RefSeq and is a predicted model, not a curated record. Lineage: Eukaryota; Fungi; Ascomycota; Sordariomycetes; Amphisphaeriales; Pseudomassariaceae. The transcript has 9 exons. Gene Ontology annotation, biological process: monoatomic cation transport; transmembrane transport. Bases 1 to 1029 code for a protein of 342 amino acids.